AUGCACUUUGUCGACGCCUUACAGAAUAAAAUCCGCGCCAACUACCCCUGGGCAGCGUCUCCACUCAUAGUGUCGGCGCCCAUGGCCAAAGUCGCCAUGCCUAAACUCGCCGUGGCUGUUUCCCGGGCGGGGGGUCUAGGGUUUAUUGCAGCAGGAUAUCAUAGCGACCACCUUGAGGAUCUACUAGAGGAAGCUGAAGAUCUAUUCCAGGAAGGACUACCCGACACUCCGGUAGAGAGCGAGAAAGGAGUCCCAAAGUUCUUGCGUAUCGGCGUGGGGUUUAUAACCUGGAGUGCCUCCCUGGAAAAGGCGCUCCCCUCUUUUUCCAGAUAUUGCCCCGCUGCUGUUUGGCUCUUUGCUCCACCAAAGGGCUUUCAGGACCUUAUUCCCUGGGCCACCAAGAUCAGAGAGGCCACCGCAUUGAGGACCAAGAUCUGGGUGCAAGUCGGCUCUGUAUCCGAUGCGGUCGAGGUAGUUAACGCCAUCGACCCCGAUGUCAUCGUGGUCCAGGGACUGGAUGCCGGUGGGCAUUCGCUGGCCCGAGGAGCCAGCAUUGUUUCCCUUGUACCGGAAAUCAACGACAAGCUUCGGGAGCUCCGUCCGUAUCCUCAGAAGCGGGCUGAUGUUCUAGCUGCUGGCGCAAUCAGUGACAGUCGCGGUGUCGCCGGAGCUAUGGCUCUUGGUGCUCAAGGGUGUGUUCUUGGAACACGUUUUCUUGCUAGUCCCGAAUCUAUGAUCGCUUAUGGCUAUCAAAAGGCAAUUCUAGAUGCCUCGGACGGGGGCAUAACCACAGUUAGAACAAAGAUAUACGAUAAAGUUCGUGACAUUCAUGGAUGGCCUGAGGGCUACGACGGCCGCGGUCUGAUAAACAAGACCUUUCUUGAUCACCUCGGAGGCCUCAGUGAAAUCAAAAACCGCGAGCUCUAUCGUGAAGAGCUGAAUCGGGGCGACGAAGGCUAUGGACCCAAUGGAAGGCUUACCACGUAUGCUGGGACCGGUGUUGGACUCAUCAAAGAAGUGAUUUCCGCGGGGGACAUUGUGAAGUCCUUGCGUGAAGGUGCCCGCAACAUUCUCUUUGGGCAGCAUCAGCCCAAACUUUGA
Molecule: messenger RNA, 1101 nt
Organism: Penicillium daleae
Lineage: Eukaryota; Fungi; Ascomycota; Eurotiomycetes; Eurotiales; Aspergillaceae
Product: nitronate monooxygenase
Exons: 1
Coding region: 1-1101 (366 amino acids)
Molecular function (GO): nitronate monooxygenase activity
Source: RefSeq, a predicted model, not a curated record